AUGGAUAAGCCACAAAUUAUUUUACAUAGUCAAAAGUCAGUUAAUUAUACAGUAUUUGAUGUUAAAUGGAUUCCAACAUCAGCAAAAUUUAUUUCACUUGGUAAUCAUGCACGUGGAACAGGUGCUUUGGAUAUAUUUGAAAUAACACAUGGAGAUAUUGCACUUAUAUCACAAUAUGAGAAACCUUCAGCUUUUAAAUGUGGAACAUUUGGAGCUUCACCUACACGAGAAAAACGACAUUUAGCAACAGGAAAUUUUGAUGGUUAUAUUCAAGUUUGGGAUUUGGAAAAAAUUGAUAAACCAAUUUAUUCAGUCAAAGGUCAUAAAGAAAUAAUAAACGCUAUUGAUGGUGUUGGUGGAUUAGGUAUUGGUGAAGGUGCACCAGAAAUAGCAACAGCUAGUCGAGAUGGUAGCGUACAUAUAUGGGAUACAAGACAAGCCGAUAUGCCUGUAGCUAGUAUGGAACCAGCAGAAGAUGAAACAAAACGUGAUUGCUGGGCAGUUUGCUUUGGUAAUGCCGUUAAUUCAAGUGAACGAGUUGUUUGUGCAGGUUAUGAUAAUGGAGAUGUGAAAUUAUUUGAUUUAAGAACAAUGUCUAUUCGAUGGGAAACAAAUGUUAAAAAUGGGGUAUGUUGCUUGGAAUUCGAUAGAAAAGAUAUUGAAUUGAAUAAACUUGUUGCAACAACAUUAGAAAGUAAAAUACAUGUAUUUGAUAUGAAAACUCAACAUAAUGAAAAAGGUUUUGCAUCUGUUGUGGAAAAAGCUCAUAAUUCUACUGUUUGGCUUGGCCGACAUUUACCACAAAAUCGUGAUAUAUUUAUGACUUGUGGAGGUUCAGGUUCAUAUUAUCUAUGGAAAUAUAAUUAUCCAGAAAAACGUGUUAUGACUCAAUCUGAUAAUACUCAAAUAGGUGUAGCUGGUAAUUUAACUCUUCUUCAAAAUAUUGGCUUAUCGAGUCAGCCAGCAAGUGGUUUUGAUUGGAGUCUAGAUAAGACUGGUUUAGCUUGUACAUCAGCAUUUGAUCAAACAGUUCGUGUUUUAAUAACAACAAAACUAAAUACAAUUUAA
Rotaria sp. Silwood2 is the source of this 1068-nucleotide messenger RNA. Lineage: Eukaryota; Metazoa; Rotifera; Eurotatoria; Philodinida; Philodinidae. The record is from the annotation of a GenBank genome assembly.